Molecule: messenger RNA, 1046 nt
Organism: Sarcophilus harrisii (Tasmanian devil)
Lineage: Eukaryota; Metazoa; Chordata; Mammalia; Dasyuromorphia; Dasyuridae
Gene: APOO
Product: apolipoprotein O
Exons: 9
Coding region: 138-755 (205 amino acids)
Biological process (GO): cristae formation
Cellular component (GO): MICOS complex
Source: RefSeq, a predicted model, not a curated record
AGUUUUCUGUGGACGCAUUGCUCUCUGAGUAACAAUGUCCUGACUGGGCCGCCGUAAUAGGCCUUUUUGCGGUGGGUGGAGUUAAACCGAGGUGACCCCCCCCCCCCCCCCAAGCCGGAGCCGCCGCUGCCAGCAACAUGUUCAAGGUAAUUCAAUGGUCAGCAGGUUCUGCCAGUCUGAGUCUUCUUUCCUUCAAAGUCUAUGCAUCUCAUAAAAAGGAGAAAAGGGACAAAUGUUCAGUCAAAGUUGAUGAGCUUUCACUCUACUCAAUUCCAAGCUUUGAGUCCAAAUAUGUGGAGGAACCAAGAAGCCCCUUGGAGGAAGGCAUUUCACAACUUAGAAAGUAUGCUGUACCAUAUGCAUAUUGGUUUCAGGUUGCUUAUGACAAAACUAAGCCCACAAUAGAUGGUGCCAUUCAACAAGGGAUAGCCAGCUGCGAAUUUUUUCAAAAUCCACCUCCAGGAUUUUUGCCAAGACUUGGUGUGAUUGGAUUUUCUGGAAUUUUGGGAUACUUUUUUGCUAAAGGUUCAAAAUUAAAGAAGCUCCUGUAUCCAGUUGGUUUCAUGAGCAUUACUGCAUCUGUCUAUUAUCCACAAGAAGCUUUUGAAUUUGCACAGGUCAAUGGGGAGAAAUUGUAUGAUUGGGGCCUGCGAGUAUUCAUAAUCCUAGAAGAUGUGUGGAAGACAUACUUUCAAACGGAUGCAAAUCAGAAGGUUGAAGAUGUGAAGCAGUCAUCUAAACAAAGAAAUAAAUAGAAUGGUUCUACUGCUGCCCAUUUUCAACAGAUGUACUCCAAAGACUUCAUGCAGAAACCAGUAUUUUGAACAGAUAAAGAAAGAUGCCAGAGAUGUUGAUAUUGAAUGCAAUAAAGUAUCUUUCUUUUUCAUGAAAAACCUACAUUUGUCCUCUUUGUUAUCUCUGGUGAUGCCAUAUUUCUGAAUGUACUGGUUUGAUAUUCUUUUACCUAGAGAUAAUUUAUAAGUCCCUGAACUCCUUGUACUUUUGUUGCUACUCAUGUACAUAAUUAAAAUUCAAGUAAAUACAAA